AUGAUUUCCACCUGGCAGCCUAGUGUCCAAGAGCUGAAGCAGUAUCCACAUUUUCAGAGUGUUUCAGGUAUUCAAGGCCUAUAUGAUACACUAAACCCAACAAACAAGAAAGUUCUAGAAACUUUAGUAGCACAACCAAACACAGAUGCAGAACACGAUGCUCUGAAGUUUCUGCAACAUUAUAUAAGAGGUUUAGACAAUGAAAAGCUUAUUCAAUUCCUAAGAUUCACAACUGCAUCAGAUGCCUUGAUUACCAACAAGCUUGAAGUGACGUUCACAAAACUUGAAGGUGCUGCUUGUAAGCCCAUUGCUCACACAUGUGAACUUCUCUUGGAACUGCCUUCUACUUAUUCUAAUUUUGAUGAGCUGAGAGAGCAGUUCAACAACAUUUUGGAAAAGGAUAUGUGGGAAAUGGACAUAAUGUGA
Pocillopora meandrina is the source of this 426-nucleotide messenger RNA. The record is from the annotation of a GenBank genome assembly. Lineage: Eukaryota; Metazoa; Cnidaria; Anthozoa; Scleractinia; Pocilloporidae.